Messenger RNA from Acipenser ruthenus (sterlet), 966 nucleotides. Its product is annotated as dnaJ homolog subfamily C member 24-like. Gene Ontology annotation, molecular function: ferrous iron binding; ATPase activator activity. The transcript has 5 exons. Bases 298 to 750 code for a protein of 150 amino acids. The record is from RefSeq and is a predicted model, not a curated record. NCBI's taxonomy places the organism in Eukaryota, Metazoa, Chordata, Actinopteri, Acipenseriformes, Acipenseridae. Gene Ontology annotation, biological process: positive regulation of ATP-dependent activity.
ACUAAUUCGUUGUAAACGUGUAUGCACGUUUAAUCAGCAUUUGGAGUGGCGGUAUUUUGUUUCGCAAUAUUUACAUUCAAAUUAUUAUGUUUUUGUUACUCUUGUUUCGCAGGGACGUUAAAAAGUGAUGCAAACAAACUUCCAUUGUACAUUUUUUUUUUUUACUAAUAAGAGUACUCAUAAUAUUAAAUAACUUAAGACUCUGGAAUCUCCUUUAUUUUAUAGCAGAACCCCAACGUUUAGCAAAACACUGAUUCCAUUGGUUUGGACGCUGAGGAUGCAGUUAAGUGUCGCAGUAUGAUGACAUGUGAAGAUAUUCUACAGAAGGACUGGUACAACAUUCUCGGUGCCAACCCUUCUGAAAGCCUACAAGAACUGAAGCAAAAGUACCAGAAACUGGCACUGCUGUAUCACCCAGACAAACAGAGCCCAGAUGUGCCAGCAGGAGAGCUGGAGAAGCGUGUGCAGAGGUUCAUAGACGUCGACCAGGCAUGGAAAAUUCUUGGGAACGAAGAGACAAAGAAGCAGUAUGACCUGCAGCGACGUGCAGCUGAACUGAAGCAGAAGUGGCCAGUUGAUGGUCGUGUUUGUAUUGAAGAUAUGGACUGGGAUGAUGAUGAGCAGUCCUAUGUACAUGGAUGUCGCUGUGGAGGAGAAUACUGUCUUUCAAAAGAAGAUGCAGAAGAAAAUGUUGCAGUAAUCUGUUGCGAUACUUGCUCUCUUAGUAUAGAGGUCAUAAAGAGGAGCUGACAUUAAAUGAACGACUGUUUUAAAAUGCAAAAUACAGACGUAAUUUAUAAUAAACACCUGACCAAAAAAGUUUUAAAGUUCUGCUCUGAUUGUAACCAUAACAACUUUCAUGAAGUUUGCACUAUGCAUUCACCUUGUAGAAACUGUUUUGACUCUGACAGUUGCAUGCUGUACAAUUAUUGAGCAUUUGUAUAUUAAAUCAGUUUAGAUGAACUA